Theileria equi strain WA is the source of this 1221-nucleotide messenger RNA. RefSeq names its product signal peptide containing protein. The transcript has a single exon. Lineage: Eukaryota; Apicomplexa; Aconoidasida; Piroplasmida; Theileriidae. The record is from RefSeq and is a predicted model, not a curated record. The coding region runs from base 1 to 1221 and encodes 406 amino acids.
AUGACUUGCUGUCGUUGCAUAACCUUGCUAUUGGCGGUAUCGCUCCACCCUGGAGUAUUUGGUGCUGAGAAAUCUCCCAUUAGGCUAGACAUUGGAAGACAGACGAAUUACCGUAGCACUGGCCAGGAGAUUGAUGUAAAGAGUCAUAAAGACGGUGAAGAAACAUUCUACACUCACACCCUUAGCAAGCCGGCGCACCUCUCAGAUAUCAUGGUAGAUGGACACUACAUUCAUGCUGACCUAUUCCCCUUUAAGGACGAACUUAUUCUCUCUUCCUUGGUAUACUGGAGGUAUGACAAGCCAGAUAUGCUAACUCUAAACCUGGAAAGGUCCCAGGUAUUUCUGUGGAACAAUGGGAAUGGGAGACUGGUUCCACAGGCAUCCACCUUUGGUGAAGAAGUUGACAAUGAAGUUACAAUUGAUAUUAGCAGUUCCACAAGUUACACAAAGAACGGUAAAAGUGUGAAGGUAAAACAACUUUCAAGCACUCUACACCCAAAUUAUGCAGUUUAUUGUCACACUGCAGAUGUAUUUGUCGUUAAAGAAAUAGUUUUUGAAGGAAAGAUCCAAAGGGGUCUACACAUUGGUUGCAAAGUUUUUAGCGUACAAGUAUAUAAAUGGGCGGAUAAACCUCUGCUCGUUGAAUUUGAGCUCUUCAAUUCUAGAGUUAAAGCUUUCGCGAGGAUCGGCGAACAAUGGGUUCCCUUCAACAUACCAGACAUUAGCAGUCCCAAGAGAAAGUGGUACAUGAGGGGGUUCCUGGAAUACAUUAGUUGCAGAAAUAAACACGGUGUUUCAUUGGACAUUGGAAAAAUGUCAAACGGAUCCUACAGGGACAGGAAAUGCGGGUUCAGGAAUUUACCAAAAUACGACAGCGAGCCAAUAUCACUCAAGGUGUACACCGGAAGAGACCUUGCAGGAUACAAGAAAAUCACCCAUACACCCGCAGUUGUACCCUUUGAUUUGCAGCGCGUAGCGAUUGCUCUUCCCAACGGCUCUCAUGAAAUUGUAUUUAUGAAUGUACCAAACAAACCAGUAAAGCAGUUUUCAGUAUUUUGCAAUGGCAACAAACCCCUCUAUAUUGAGGUACAUGCCGAUAAAUACUAUUAUUACAGUUAUUCGGGAGGGAAUGCAUGGGCCUUGUCCGGUUUUUCAAUGCAACCGGCCUCAUCAUCCGCAGUCGUGAGUGUUCUAAACUUUCUAAAGCGGAAACGUACCUAA